AUGAAGAAAGUCUUUGCUCAAAUAACAAGAACAUAUUUACCAAAUUAUAGCCAUAUCCAAUACCUUUUCUUCUUGCAGAAACACUUCAUCGCAGGCACUGAAUCUGCCCAAAUACACAACUCCAAAUCUUGUUUUAAAGAAACUUCAGACCUGUACGAAGAUGGCGACAACAGUGAGAUGGCCAACAAUGGUGAAAACCCCAAUGGGUACGAUUUGGUUUACAAGAUUCAAGAAUGUAGGAACUUGGGUCUCUGUAAUCAUGGCCAACAGAUUCAUUGCUACGCUUUAAGAUCUGGGUCCACUUUCAAUGGAUUUGUCUCAUCUGCUCUCAUCGAUUUGUACGUUAAAUUGGAUAUGCUAAAAGAUGCCCAUAAACUGUUUGAUGAAAUUCCUGAACCAGGUUUAGUUGCUUGGAACUCGUUGAUCUCCGGGUACGUUCGUUCAGGGAAGUUUCGUAAGGCUUUGAAUCUGUUUCUUGAGCUAGAAAGAUCGAGAAUUCGUUCGGAUUCGUACUCGUUUACAUCUGUUCUAUCGGUUUGUGGGCAGCUAAGUUUGAUACGAUUCGGCAAGGCGGUUCAUUCUCGUAUCGUUAGAUUUGGUGUCGAAUGUAGUACUUUCGUAUCUAAUUGUUUGAUAGAUAUGUACGGAAAGUGCGAUCAUAUUGAAGAUGCGAUCAAGAUUUUUGAUGAAAUGUGGUUCAAGGAUACGUUUUCUUGGAAUUCGGUGAUCGGUGCAAGUGUUAGAAAUCAAAGAAUCGAACUUGCUUUCGGUUUCUUGAAUCGAAUGCCAAACCCCGAUACAGUAUCCUACAACGAGAUGAUCAACGGAAUUGCACAGUUUGGAAACAUGGAACAAGCUAUCGAGAUUCUAUCGACAAUGCCAAACCCGAAUUCAUCUUCAUGGAAUUCGAUUCUAACAGGGUACGUGAAUCGAAACCGUCCCAGAAACGCCCUCGAAUUCUUUAAUAAGAUGCACUCAAGCGACAUACGAAUGGACGAGUUCACGUUUUCGAGCAUUUUAAGCGGAAUUGCACGCCUUGGAGCGCUCACAUGGGGGACUUUGAUCCAUUGUUGUGUGGUUAAGUCCGGUUUGGAUGAAUCGGUAGUCAUCGGCAGCAGUUUGAUCGAUAUGUACUCAAAAUCCGGGCAGGUUAACACGGCCGAAUUCUUGUUCGAAUCGCUACCCGGUAAAAAUCUCGUGACUUGGAACGCCAUGAUCUCCGGGUACGCCCACAACGAGAAUUUCACGAAAGUGAUCCAAGUUUUCAAACAAUUGAAACACGCGAAAGAUCUACAACCAGAUGGGAUCACGUUUCUGAACGUGCUAUCGGCUUGCUGGCAUAAUAAGAUGCCAUUAGAAGUCGCGAACCGAUACUUUGAAUCAAUGAUAUGUGAUUACAAGAUAGAUCCAACGGUCGAGCAUUGUUCUUGCAUCAUCAGGCUUAUGGGUCACGAAGGGGAGGUUCGGAGGGCGGAAGGGAUGAUAAAGCGGCUAGGAUUUGAGUCGUGUGCCGGCGUUUGGCGGGCAUUGCUGGCUGCUUGUGGUGUUUGUGGGGAUAUCGAGGUGGCGGAAACCGCGGCGAGCAAGGUGAUCGAGCUCGAAGGCGAUGGAGAGUUCGUUCACGUUAUGAUAUCGAACAUUUACGCACAAUUCGGAAAGUGGGAAGAUGUAGGAGCAAGGAGGAAGAUGAUGAGUGACAAUAAGGUAAGAAAAGAGGCUGGUUUAAGUUGGAUCGAAUUAAAACUAGUUGCUACUAGCACUAAUCAAUAA
Messenger RNA from Cynara cardunculus var. scolymus (artichoke), 1770 nucleotides. Its product is annotated as putative pentatricopeptide repeat-containing protein At5g47460. The coding region runs from base 1 to 1770 and encodes 589 amino acids. The transcript is spliced from 2 exons. Lineage: Eukaryota; Viridiplantae; Streptophyta; Magnoliopsida; Asterales; Asteraceae. Gene Ontology annotation, biological process: RNA modification. Gene Ontology annotation, molecular function: protein binding; RNA binding. The record is from RefSeq and is a predicted model, not a curated record.